UAACACUAACUUAAACCCAGGCAGCCCGACUUUAGUUUCUGACUUUACAUUUUGAAGACACUAAAAGAAAAAAAAAAACCAGAAGAUGAGACAAUGGAGAAGCAUAGCAAGAGAAGCCGUGGCUCAAGUCUCCAUCGUCGUUAAAUUUCUCAGCUUCCUUCACGUCACCGACUCCUACCUCUUCUCCUUUACACAUGUUCUAGGUCCUAGCAUGCUCCCAACGUUAAACAUAAAUGGCGAUGUUGUACUAGUGGAACACUUGUCUCACCGAAUUGGCAAAGUGGGUGCAGGUGAUUUGGUUCUGGUUCGGUCGCCGCUCGACCCUAGAAAGACCUUGACUAAGCGUAUUCUUGCCGUAGAAGGUGAUAAAGUAACGUUUUGCUUAGACCCCCCUCGAGACCCCACUCGAGACUACAGGUCUCGUUCUCUCGUGGUUCCAAAGGGACAUGUUUGGAUUCAAGGGGAUAACUGGUAUGCUUCUACGGAUUCACGGCAUUUCGGGCCUGUUCCUUAUGGUCUUAUUCAAGGGAAAGUGUUUCUCAGGGUAUGGCCACCUAACAGCUUUGGGUCAUUGGGUCAAUGAGAGUUUACUUUCAAGGCAUAUAGUUUGCUGUCCAUCUCUUUUCAGAUAUAGACUUGUGCGAAUGUUCUUACUGGAAAAUGCAUGAAGGGAAAACUUCUAUUCCAAUCUAUGAAGGAGGAUUGCCUUUUCUGGUGCUACUUUGAAAUAAUAUUGCUGAUUGUCGUUGCGAUGAUAAUUCAGUUGCUGUACAGUUUUGAUCUAUUGUUUUUGUUUUUGAUUCUUUUUGGGAUCAUGCACUUUGGUUAUGAAGCUUUUCAUUUGCUUCCCAUUGUUUGGACUGUCUCCUCUCAGCUUGUGUUGGGUUUUGACUGGUAAAGCGUUGGAUUACAUUGAUCAGAAAAUUUCAUAAAAUAGCUUCUUCAAAUGGGGUCAAACUCAAAGUUACUAACUCUAUUAUAGCAAACUCUUGAGGCAAAAAAAAAAAAAAAGAAGGGAAAAAAUGGAUGAAGGGCAAUAGUAGGAAACUGAUUAAGAUGGUUGUUGCUAUCUGCCGAGUUCAAUUCAAUGCCUGACCCGUUACAGGCUCAUCUUCGACCCCGCUCCAAUGUUUCGAAUGUUCCACUCUUUGUUACGAGUUUGGAGUUCAAUCAUGUUUAUCUGAUUUCCUCAUGGGAACCUUUUUGUAUACAUUUAUGUAUUCUUAAUAAUUCCUUAGGCUAAUGUAUGUUUCCAUUGAAUGAAGAUGGUUUCUUCCUUUGGCCAUCUAAGGCCCAGUUUGGUAAAACAUGACAGUGCAGUGCGAAGUUUUCUCGUUGCACCAAAGCUAAUGCUUUGCACAUCUUAUACAUGCAUAUUUCCGUUGAAUGAAUACGAUUUCUUCCUUUGGGCAUCUAAGGCCCUGUUUGGUAAAGCAGGACGGUGCUGUGGAAGGUUUUCUUGUUUAACCAAAACUUCAGUUAGGGGUUUAGGGUUUAGUUUUGCACAUCUUAUACAUGCAUAUUUCCUUUGAAUGGAGAUGAUUUAUUACUUUGGGCAUCUAAGGCCCCGUGUGGUCAAGCAGUACAGUUCGGUGGAAGGUUUUCUUGUUGCACCAAAGCUUUAGUCGGGGGUUAAAUUUUCACGAAUCCUUUUAUUGGUUCUAGGUUUGAUAAACCAAAAUAUAAUAUAUCAAUUAAAACUGUGUUAUUAGAAUGAAAAGAAAAUAAAAGUUGCAAUGUCAAUUAAAACGAUGAUUGUGUUGUACAAAUCUUUUAAUGGUUUUCCAAAUGUAAAAGGAAAAAUUUUCAUUAAAUUUUGGAGUUCAUACAAUAUUGGUCAUUGUUUUCCUCCACAGAAAAAUGAAAAAGAAAAAAAGAAAAUUUCAAUUUAACCAA
Messenger RNA from Durio zibethinus, 1896 nucleotides. Its product is annotated as mitochondrial ATP-independent inner membrane protease subunit 1a-like. Lineage: Eukaryota; Viridiplantae; Streptophyta; Magnoliopsida; Malvales; Malvaceae. Gene Ontology annotation, cellular component: mitochondrial inner membrane peptidase complex; membrane. The record is from RefSeq and is a predicted model, not a curated record. Gene Ontology annotation, molecular function: serine-type endopeptidase activity.